Molecule: messenger RNA, 2813 nt
Organism: Thecamonas trahens ATCC 50062
Lineage: Eukaryota; Apusomonadida; Apusomonadidae
Exons: 2
Coding region: 30-2813 (927 amino acids)
Biological process (GO): mitotic spindle organization; microtubule-based movement
Molecular function (GO): microtubule motor activity; ATP binding; microtubule binding
Source: RefSeq, a predicted model, not a curated record
UAUAUAUACACACGUACCACACCUCCACCAUGGUGCGGUCAGCGGUGACUGUGUGCGUGCGGACACGACCGACGCUACAGUUUGCACAGGACAACAUCACCGUCGACACUGAAGCCAACAGCGUGGAUGUCAAGGUGAUGCGGUCCAAGAGCCAGGGAUACGUCAACAACCAGCAGGAGGCGUGGUCGUUCUCUUGCGACAAGGUGCUGCACAAUGCGCCGCAGGACGAGGUCUUUGCCAGGCUGGCGCGGCCUAUGGUCGACUCGGCGGUGGAGGGAUACAACGGAUCGGUGAUGGUGUAUGGCCAGACGGGUGCCGGAAAGACGUUCACCAUGACUGGCGCCACAGACAACUACCGCCAUCGGGGCAUCAUUCCCAGGGCCAUUGCGCACCUGUUCAAGACCAUCGAGGCCAAGCCAGCACUCGCCUUUACCGUCCGUAUCUCCUAUCUCGAGCUGUACAAUGAGCACAUGUACGACUUGCUGGCGCCUGUGACCGGCCGGGUCGUGCCUGGGGCCGGCGGAACGGGCACCUUUGGCGGCGGGCCGGUCGGUUCGGCUCCUGAUCUGACCAUUGUGGAGGAUUCGGCGGGCAACACCCACGUCCGUGGGCUCUCGCACGUGGUGGCGACGUCGGAGGAGGAGGCGCUCAACCUUCUGUUUGAGGGAGACACGAACCGUAUUGUGGGCUCGCACUCGCUCAACAAGGCUUCGUCGCGGUCGCACACCAUCUUUACCCUCCACGUCGAGUCGCGGUCGCGGGUCGAGUCGACCGAAAAGGUUCUGACGUCCAAGCUCAACCUGGUGGAUCUUGCCGGGUCGGAGCGGGUGAAGAAGACAGACUCGACUGGAGUCACGCUGCAGGAGGCCAAGUACAUCAACCAGAGUCUGACGUUCCUGGAGCAGGUGGUGGUGGCGCUCGGCGACCGGCGAUCGCACAUUCCGUACCGGCAGACCAAGCUGACAAAUGUGCUUAAGGACUCGAUCGGGGGAAACUGCAAGACCCUCAUGAUCGCCAACAUCUGGCCCGAGGCCUCGCAGCUGGAGGAGACCAUCAGCACGCUUCGCUUUGCACAGCGCAUGAUGCGGGUCUCCAACGAGCCGACCAUCAACGUGCAGUAUGACCUCGCGGCACUGUGCAAAAAGUAUGAGGCCGACAUCCGCGAGCUCAAGGAGGAGCUGGCUAUGCACGACGCGCUCUCAAACCGGGCCCACAUUGUCUACGAUCCUUACACCGACCAGGAACGCUACGAGCUCAACAAGCAGGUCAAGGCGUACCUGACCGGCGAGCUCGACGAGCUGCCGGUCAUCAACAUCCGGCACAUCCGCGAGACCUUUGCCCAGUUCAGGGUCAUUCUCAACAACGUCGAGGCAAGCGCGCUCAAGAAGCUGCGCGACCACUACGGGACGUCGGCGCCGCCGGCUGAUGCGCCGUCGGCGCUCGAUGUCAAGUCCAUGGUGGCGACCGGCGGCGGCGUCGGCGAGCUCGACUCGGACGGCUUCCAUCUCGGCGAGUUUGCCGACGAUGCCAAGCCGGUCAACUCGGACGCGCUCAAGCGCCGCCCGUCGGGCAAGGUCGCACGCCACAAGGCACCGCGCAAGAAGCGGCUGGCCAGCGAGCGUGGACGCAAGGAGAUGCGCGCAGGCCACGGCGACCACGACUCGGGCGAUGGCGGCCGCGGCGGCGACGAGGCCGACGGUGAGCCCGACGGCCGCUCCCGUCGCCGCUCGCGCGCUUCGGGGCGGACCACGCCUAAGGGCAUGUCGCCGCUCGGCAACAAGGCCAAGAAGAAGAAGAAGAAGCGGACAACGUCAUCGAUGGGCCGCGAGGCCGGCGGCCACGAUCCGCCGUCGACCUCCAAGGGUCAUCCGCGUGGGCACGACCUCUCCCGUACUCCCUCGGCUGCGCACCUCCCCGGCGGCGGCGCGGCGGGCGACGCCGAUCGGGCGCGCUCGCCGUCGCGUGGCGGCGACGACCUCGAAGGUGGGUCAGUCGUUGCCGACCACGAGACGCCCGACGGCGGGCGUGGACCCUCAGCCGGCGGGCGACCCGGCAACGCGUCGGCUGCGUCGGCUGCGUCGGGAUAUGGCGGUGGCGGGGGCGGGGGCGACGGCUCGCGCCCGUCGUCAUCGCACGCUUUCCGACCGUCGCGUGAGGACGCGUUCUCCGAGUUUAAGCACACGGCCGGUGCAGAGAUCGCUGGCAUUCUCGAGGAGAACAAGCGGGUGUACCACGAGAAGAAGCGCCUGCUCCGCGAAGCGGGCCUGAGCGUCAACGGAGCCAAGGCGGCCAUCGACGUGCUGCGGGCCAAGCUCAACGCGCUCCGUGAGUCGCGGGUAGGCGCGCCGCCGGCGGUUGCGCCGUCGGCGCUGCCUGGUGCUCACGACGCGGCCGCCUCGAGCGAGCCCGUCGAGGUCAUCGACGAGGACGAGUACCAGGUACUGGUCGAGCUGCAGGAGGCUAAGGCGACGUACCGCGAGGCGUUUGAGGCGUACAAGGCGGCCAAGGCCGAUGUCUCGUACCUCGAUCGGCACGUUACCGAGUGCCGCCAGCGGCUGCUGGCAGACUUUGACGAGUGGUUUAUGGCCUCGUUUGGCCAUCUCCCGCUCAAGCCCGCCGCCUCGGCCUCGGAGCUACUGGAGCCGAACCAGGACGUGCUCGACGACGGCGAAAAGUGGGAUCUGCAGCAGACCCAGCGAAUCGCCAAGGAGGAUCCCGACGCUGUCGCCUUUUACACAGCGCGCAUGAAUGUUCAGCGCAAGGUUUUUGCCUCCCAGCAACAGCACUCGGCCUCCCGCCGAAUCCGCCGAUAA